Molecule: messenger RNA, 1281 nt
Organism: Cadophora gregata
Lineage: Eukaryota; Fungi; Ascomycota; Leotiomycetes; Helotiales; Ploettnerulaceae
Exons: 2
Coding region: 1-1281 (426 amino acids)
Biological process (GO): retrograde vesicle-mediated transport, Golgi to endoplasmic reticulum
Cellular component (GO): SNARE complex; endoplasmic reticulum
Molecular function (GO): SNAP receptor activity
Source: RefSeq, a predicted model, not a curated record
AUGUCCUUCGAACUAAUAUCCGAGCGUUUGAAAGCUCUGCAGGAGUCAAAUACACAAUUAAAGGAGCUCAUCAAUCGGCUUGCGACGAUCAAUUUCCAGCCUGGAUCCGUACCUCUCGGAGGCGAUGACGAUGACAAUGUUAUCCAGGAACUUGCGGCGGAGAUACACCAGCUGAUACGAGAGGAAGAUGAGGAUUUCGAACUUUUGAAUGAGGAGGUUGAGGAGCUGGAUGAAGGCAAGAGAGGAAGUGAGAUGGAGCAGCAGAAGGUGGAGCUUAAGGGAGCGGUUAUGAGGGGAAUGAGGGAGCUUAAAUUAUGUCAGACUUCCUUCCGCAAAGCUCAAAUAUCAGCAAAGCGCAGUCUGGAAGCUGCACAGCGCGCCGAACGAGACCUUCUGCUUCAAUCAUACCUCGAACCACGGAGCGAUACCUCGUCUCCUGUACCUGGACAACAUCGUCGACCCCGAGAAAAUGUAGAGCUUUCGAAAGACGAGAAGACCGUGAACGCUAGCAGUGAUGUGACGAUAGCUCUUAGACGGACACAUGACAUGAUGGCUUCUGAACUCGCACGCUCAAAGUUUGCUCAUGAGACGUUACAGGAAUCAACCGCUGCAUUGGCCCAACUUUCCGAGACAUAUUCUACACUAGAUACUUUACUCUCGAGCUCGAAGAACUUGCUGGGAACGCUACUGCGCAGUCAGAAGAGCGAUACAUGGUACCUCGAGACGGCAUUUUAUAUCCUACUUAUGACGAUCGUAUGGCUGGUUUGGAGGAGGCUGCUUUAUGGACCUACAUGGUGGCUGGUGUGGUUUCCUAUGAAGAUGUUUAUCAAAGGAUGGAUGGGUGUAUUCACGAUCAUGGGGUUGCUGGAUGGGGAUCCGACGAGUAUUAGUGUAAGUGUUAGUCCCAUUAUGAGCUCUAUAGUGAGCCAUGCAACGGUCGUGCAUAGCAGUGGAACGAGAGGUCCCAGACCAACUGGCGGACCGCCUGGAGCGCAACAUGUUCAGGUUGGUGGUGGUGGGAGGGGAGCACCGCUGAGACAAGGCCAGGAGAGUGUACCUGGAAGUUCUGGGGACAGUAUGUCUGAACAAGUUGGGAGGAUUAUUGAUGAGAGUCGAAAUCAGGACGAUACGGAUGAGAAGCCUGGUGAGGGAUCUGAGGAAGGAGAACUGGCAGCUGAAGAAGCUGAGCCGAGGAAUCCUAAGAAGAGGAUGUGGGAAGAGCCAGUGGAGGCUGAGAAGCAAGCUGCAAAGGAGGCUGAAAAGAAACAUGAUGAGCUGUAA